Molecule: messenger RNA, 1702 nt
Organism: Suillus plorans
Lineage: Eukaryota; Fungi; Basidiomycota; Agaricomycetes; Boletales; Suillaceae
Exons: 2
Coding region: 140-1360 (406 amino acids)
Source: RefSeq, a predicted model, not a curated record
GAAGACUUGAACAUAUACACAGAGUAACUUCAAGUUGAAGCUGUGGAGCUCAUUGUGUCUCAGCAUAGCCACGUGGUCCGUUUCCUCACAGCCUCGUGUGCAUCUCAUUCCCAAGCCACAUCUUUCUGGGCGUCUGCAUAUGGCGAAUCAUGACAAUCCAUUUAAAGCUGUUUUCAAUGCCUAUUGUCGGCUCCCACACGAUGAGCUCGUGCUUUUCCUCAAAGUUCGCAACCUGCCAACAUCGGGCGCGGACAUAGAACUUGCAUCCAGAUUAGCCCAGCACGAUUUCCACACCUAUCAUUUUCCAACGAUCUCUAGUGAUGCCCCAAUGUCUCUUAUGGACAAAGGGAAAGAUACGAGGACCACAGAACGUCCUGUAGACCUACCCGUCGAAGUUCUGGCUGAGAUCUUUGAUCAUCUUGGUGAUUGGGAGCUCUCUCGGGCAUUGGGCAUUCCUACGUCCUUGUCUCCUCCAAGCGAUUGGAGCAACCCUACACCCAUCGACCUCUCUAUGCUCACGGGUUACGUUCCUCUGAUCCGUGCAGCAGACCCUGCAGCUAAUCCCCCUUCAAGCCACGGCGCUAUUGCGUCCGUGCGAUUUGGUUACGUCAAUGUGCUGGAAUUUUUUGUUACACAAUAUCGCCCCGUAUUCCUGUCUAUCUUCAAAGAUGAUUUGAUCCCUUUUCACGCAUCAAAGCACGGUCGCAUAGACGUGCUGUCGUGGUGGAAACAUGGCUUCGAGCAACAUCCAGAUUUAGUGAAUCCCCCCAAACCUGGGUCUAUUGCUCGUGCCAUUGACAGAGCCUCUCGUAGUGGCCAAGUAGAGUCUCUGGACUGGUGGGUGACUUCUGGGCUCCCGCUGGACUACACAGAAGCUGCUCUUGAAGGCGCUAGUGCAAAAAAUCGCAUUGAUGUCCUGGAGUGGUGGAAGUACCAGCAUCUCGCCAAUAAUCUGCCCCUGAAGGUCGGGCGUGUCAUGGAGUUAGCAAGUCAAGCGGGGCAUGUGGAUACCCUUAAGUGGUGGGCGACGUCGCAGCUGGAGUAUACGUAUGACCGUCAUGUCAUGCACCAUGCCAGCUGCGUGGGGAAGGUGGAGGUUCUGCAGUGGUGGCUCGGAAGCGGGCUACAGUUUAUUUUUGACCAGGAUGUGCUGACCGGUGCAACACGGCAUAACCGAAGCGAAGUGCUGGAGUGGUGGGAUCAGAGUGGGUUACCGAUUCAAUAUCGUAUGUGCGACAUCGAAGAAGCGCUUGAGGAUGCGAUUGGCGGUGGGGACAAAGCAAGGAGGUGGUGGAAGAAUAAGGGUGUGGAUUUUAAUGCAAACGACAAGGAGUGGAUGAAGCUGCAAAAUUUGAACUAGCUGGCGUUUUUAGAGUCAUUCACGAGUCAUUCACGAUACUCAAGGUAACAUUCAUGUACUGGCAAGUCAUACCAUAUUUACUUACGACCUAAGUGCUUCGAGACUGUCAUUCUUUUUGUACGUGUUGAGUCUGUUGUUCCGGAUUCGUUGUGUAGGUCCAAUUGUGUGAACACACAAGGCUAACUGUAAUCCAUAAAUUAUGCGUGCCAGAGAUACCGAUAACCACUGUAGAACUAACGACACGUCGGCUUGGUGUACCUCUCCCCAGUGUUGUCACUGGGCAUGUAAAUGCCUAAAUGCGGAGCCAUUAAGAACAUGAAUCUUGAAGCAGUCGGAGUGGAC